AUGGGGCUCAAUCCGGCCGCCCCCCCGCCCCGGGCGCCGCUGGAGCCGCCCCCCCCGGGGUGCGUGCGGCUGCUGCCCUGGGAGCCGCCGGCAGAGGGCGCCGCGGAGCUGGAGAGCGCCUGCCCCGGGCGGGCCCGAGGGGCGCGGGGGGAGCUGGCGGUGCGGCUGCGGGGGCUGCAGCAGGCCCAGCUCUGGAGCUUCCCCCCAGGCCCCCCCUCCCCCCCCCGGAACAGGGCCCUGCCCCCGCUCCAGCAGGCCUGGAGCCCCCCCGAGAAACGGACCUUCCCCCCCAAGCGGGGGGUGCAGCUGAAGCGGGGGGCGCUCCCCCCCGAACCCCCCCCCCCGGCCCCACCCGACGAGAUGCCCCCCCCCGGCAAACGCCAGCGGAGCCGCAGCCCCGAGCAGGUGCCCCCCCCGUUCCCGUUGCCCCACCAGGGGCUGUGGCCCCCCCAGCAUGGGGACGCCUGGACACCCCCCCCCCGCCUCGGGCCCCCCCUAGAGAGACAGGACCAGCGCAGCCUGGCGGCCCCCCGCCCCCCCCCGCCGCCCCCCGGCCCCUCGGAAGUGACCUUAGGGGGCGGGGGGUCCGGGCGGGCGCCGCCCCCCCCCUCACCAGCACCCACCGUCUGCGUGCCUUGUGCCCCCCCCCGGGCACCCCCCCGGCACCCCCAGAGC
Molecule: messenger RNA, 675 nt
Organism: Pezoporus flaviventris
Lineage: Eukaryota; Metazoa; Chordata; Aves; Psittaciformes; Psittacidae
Product: basic proline-rich protein-like
Exons: 6
Source: RefSeq, a predicted model, not a curated record